AUGCGUUCGACUUUGACAGCUGCAAUGCGGCUAGUGGUCACGACGAUGUGCCUUAUUGGCUUAACUCAAUGUCUAAAGACGGUAGAGAUUCCUUUUACCCGCAUGGCAGACCCUGACAGCAACUUUGUUGCAUCGAUGCAAAUUUCGGUUGGAUCACCACCUCAGCAAGUCAUGGCAAUCUUCGACACGGGAAGCAGUGAUCUCUGGGUUCCGCAGCUCAACAGCCGCCUAUGCAAAGAUCGCCUAGCAACAUGUACUGCCAGCAAUGGCAAUAAUUCCAGCGUCGCCUGUGCCUUCGAUAACGUAAAAUCGACUUCGUUCAACGUCAACCGCUCUCCAUUCGAGGCUACCUACGCGAAUGGUGUUGAGAUCCAGGGGACCUUCAUGUCAGAAUCAGCGACUGUUGGGAACACAUCGGUCUCCAAUAACACGAUGGGAUUGGGUCAGACUGACAAGUUAACCUCGCCUCUAAUUGCCAUCCUUGGUGUCGGUCCCUCGAGUUCAGAAGCGUCUGUUCUCACCAAUAAUGCCAAGCCAUACACGAACUUUCCGGAGAAUCUCAAAGCACAGGGGCUCACCAAGUCGUUGACUUAUAGUGUGUACUUGAAUGACUUCAGGUCGCCUAGUGGAAGCGUCGUGUUUGGCGGGAUGGACACUGCCAAGUUCACAGGCCAAAUGCAGAUGGUUCCUCUCAUCGGACACAAGUUAUUCAAAACAAACGACUUUAUCGUACCUUGGACCUCCUUCUCAUUCUCGGCCGACAAGAACGCCAAACCAACCGCAAUUGGCGGGAACAACUUCCCCCCUGUCCUCGUUGACACAGCCAAUCCAUCCCUAUCUUUUCCGCCAAAGAUCUUGGAUCAAAUCGGACCUGCCAUCAACGUUCAAACAUUGCAAGAUGGGACAAAAGCAUUGAGAUGCAACAGCGGCGAUUCAGGCGCCAAGUUCAACUUUGAGUUUCAGACGGCCAAGGUCGAGGUUCCUCUAUCGAUGAUCUUCAUUCCCCUGAUGAAGAACGGCGCUCCCGUCACCGACAAGAGUGGCAGCUCCCUAUGUACUCUUCCGUUAGAGCCCAUUGACAGCAACGUGGCAUCUUUUGGUGCCCCUAUGCUAUCGGCUGUGUAUACAGUAUUUGACCUUGAGAACAAACAACUGGGAAUGGCACAAGCAAAACUUAAUGAGUCUGCAACAAGUAUUCAGGAGUUUGGGCCAGCUAGCCCAGCCAAGGGAACAUCGAAACGGCCACGAGCGCAAAGCGGGCGCUUCCGACAGAAGUGA
Molecule: messenger RNA, 1278 nt
Organism: Colletotrichum phormii
Lineage: Eukaryota; Fungi; Ascomycota; Sordariomycetes; Glomerellales; Glomerellaceae
Product: aspartic peptidase domain-containing protein
Exons: 2
Coding region: 1-1278 (425 amino acids)
Biological process (GO): proteolysis
Molecular function (GO): aspartic-type endopeptidase activity
Source: RefSeq, a predicted model, not a curated record